AUGGCUGGGAUUUUCUAUUUCGUCUUCUUUUCGUUUCUCUUUGGGGUCUGCGACGCUGUCACCGGUUCCAGGGUGUACCCCGCGAAUGAAGUUACUCUAUUGGAUUCCAGAUCCGUUCAGGGAGAACUUGGGUGGAUAGCAAGUCCUUUGGAAGGAGGGUGGGAGGAAGUGAGUAUUAUGGAUGAAAAAAAUACGCCAAUCCGAACCUACCAAGUGUGCAACGUGAUGGAACCGAGCCAGAACAACUGGCUACGAACUGAUUGGAUCACCCGAGAAGGGGCUCAGAGGGUGUAUAUUGAGAUCAAGUUCACCUUGAGGGACUGCAAUAGUCUUCCUGGCGUCAUGGGGACUUGCAAGGAGACCUUUAACCUGUACUACUACGAAUCAGACAAUGACAAAGAGCGCUUCAUUAGAGAGAGCCAAUUUGCCAAGAUUGACACCAUUGCUGCUGAUGAGAGCUUCACCCAAGUGGACAUUGGUGAUCGAAUCAUGAAGCUGAAUACAGAGAUCCGGGAUGUAGGGCCACUGAGCAAAAAAGGAUUUUACCUGGCUUUUCAGGAUGUGGGGGCCUGCAUAGCCCUGGUAUCUGUCCGUGUGUUCUAUAAGAAGUGUCCACUCACCGUUCGCAAUCUGGCCCAGUUUCCAGAUACCAUCACAGGGGCUGAUACCUCAUCUCUGGUGGAAGUUCGAGGCUCCUGUGUCAACAACUCAGAAGAGAAGGAUGUGCCAAAAAUGUACUGUGGGGCAGAUGGUGAGUGGCUGGUACCCAUUGGCAACUGCCUGUGCAACGCUGGGCAUGAAGAGCAGAGUGGAGAAUGCCAAGCUUGCAAAAUCGGAUACUACAAGGCUCUCUCCACGGAUGCCACCUGUGCCAAGUGUCCACCCCACAGCUACUCUGUCUGGGAAGGCGCCACCUCGUGCACCUGUGAUCGAGGCUUUUUCAGAGCCGACAAUGAUGCUGCCUCUAUGCCCUGCACCCGCCCACCAUCCGCUCCCCUCAACCUCAUUUCAAACGUGAACGAGACAUCAGUGAACUUGGAAUGGAGCAGUCCUCAGAGUACAGGUGGUCGUCAGGAUAUCUCCUACAAUGUGGUCUGCAAGAAAUGUGGAGCUGGUGACCCCAGCAAGUGCCGCCCCUGUGGAAGUGGGGUCCACUAUACACCACAGCAGAAUGGCCUGAAGAGCACCAAGGUCUCCAUCACUGACCUUCUAGCUCAUACCAAUUAUACAUUUGAGAUCUGGGCUGUGAAUGGAGUUUCCAAGUAUAACCCUAGCCCUGACCAGUCCGUUUCUGUCACUGUGACAACCAAUCAGGCAGCUCCAUCAUCCAUUGCCUUGGUCCAGGCUAAAGAAGUCACAAGAUAUAGUGUGGCAUUGGCUUGGUUGGAACCAGAUCGACCCAAUGGUGUUAUCUUGGAAUAUGAAGUCAAAUAUUAUGAGAAGGAUCAAAAUGAGCGAAGCUAUCGUAUAGUUCGGACAGCUGCCAGGAACACAGAUAUCAAAGGCCUGAACCCUCUUACUUCCUAUGUUUUCCAUGUGAGAGCCAGGACAGCAGCUGGCUAUGGAGACUUCAGUGAGCCCUUGGAGGUGACAACCAACACAGUGCCUUCCCGGAUCAUCGGAGAUGGGGCCAACUCCACAGUCCUUCUGGUCUCUGUCUCCGGCAGUGUGGUGCUGGUGGUCAUCCUCAUUGCAGCUUUUGUCAUCAGCAGGAGACGGAGUAAAUACAGUAAAGCAAAACAAGAAGCAGAUGAAGAGAAACAUUUAAAUCAAGGUGUUAGAACUUAUGUGGAUCCCUUUACAUAUGAAGAUCCCAACCAAGCAGUUCGAGAAUUCGCCAAAGAAAUCGAUGCAUCCUGUAUUAAGAUUGAAAAAGUCAUAGGUGUUGGUGAAUUUGGCGAAGUGUGCAGUGGGCGUCUCAAAGUGCCUGGCAAGAGGGAGAUCUGUGUGGCCAUCAAGACUCUGAAAGCUGGUUAUACAGACAAACAGAGGAGAGACUUCCUCAGUGAGGCCAGCAUCAUGGGACAGUUUGACCACCCGAACAUAAUUCACUUGGAAGGUGUCGUCACCAAGUGUAAACCAGUAAUGAUCAUAACAGAAUACAUGGAGAAUGGCUCUUUGGAUGCAUUCCUCAGGAAGAAUGAUGGCAGAUUUACAGUCAUUCAGCUGGUGGGCAUGCUUCGUGGCAUUGGGUCCGGGAUGAAGUACUUAUCUGACAUGAGCUAUGUGCAUCGAGAUCUGGCCGCUCGGAACAUCCUGGUAAAUAGCAACUUAGUCUGCAAAGUGUCUGAUUUCGGCAUGUCACGCGUGCUAGAGGAUGAUCCGGAAGCAGCGUACACCACCAGGGGUGGCAAGAUUCCUAUCCGGUGGACCGCACCAGAGGCAAUUGCCUAUCGUAAAUUCACAUCAGCCAGUGAUGUAUGGAGCUACGGAAUAGUUAUGUGGGAAGUGAUGUCAUAUGGAGAAAGACCUUACUGGGAUAUGUCCAAUCAAGAUGUGAUUAAAGCCAUUGAGGAAGGCUAUCGGCUACCCCCUCCGAUGGACUGCCCCAUUGCACUGCACCAGCUGAUGCUGGACUGCUGGCAGAAGGAGAGAAGCGACAGGCCUAAAUUUGGGCAGAUUGUCAACAUGUUGGACAAACUCAUCCGCAAUCCCAACAGCUUGAAGAGGACAGGGACGGAGAGUUCCAGACCGAACACUGCCUUGUUGGAUCCAAGCUCCCCUGAAUUCUCUGCCGUGGUAUCAGUGGGCGAUUGGCUGCAGGCCAUUAAAAUGGACCGGUAUAAGGAUAACUUCACAGCUGCUGGUUAUACCACACUAGAGGCUGUGGUGCACAUGAACCAGGAUGACCUGGCAAGAAUUGGCAUCACGGCUAUCACCCACCAGAAUAAGAUCUUGAGCAGUGUCCAGGCGAUGCGAACCCAAAUGCAGCAGAUGCACGGUAGAAUGGUUCCUGUCUGAGCCAGUACUGAACAAACUCAAAACUCUUGAAAUUAGUUUACCUCAUCCAUGCACUUUAAUUGAAGAACUGCACUUUUUUUACUUCGUCUUCGCCCUCUGAAAUUAAAGGAAAAAAAAAAAUCUGCAGCAUUGCUUGGUGUACAGAUUGCUGAAACUGUGGGGCUUACAGAAAUGACAGGCAGUCAUUGGAAUUAGACCUGGAACAAAUUGUUUCUCAGAAGUACUUCUGUCCAUCAUCCGUCUGUAAAAUACAUGUACCUAUAUAAAUAGAGCACUGCCUCCUGGUUCUGAUGCUGUCUUUGCUGCCAGACACUGAGCUGCUCAGAGAUACUCUUGAUCCUCUCUGCAUUUGGAAUUACAACCGUCAGUUCUGUUUGUGGCAUAAAUUACAGUCAUCUCUCUUUCACUGGGAUGAAGACCAGGCCCAGCAACAUUGCUGAAGGACUUGGCUGUAGCUUUGAAGGCUUGGCUCAUACCGUGGAAAAGAACCUACGUGGAAACAGCAUGCGUGGCUCCUCCUCCACGUGGCCUGUUCAGUGCCCGGGCCACCUGGUGGAUUGCUGUGACAGGUGGGGGUAGGAAGAAACAGAAAUGGAUCUUAAAGAUAUAUACACAAAAACCCAAGCCCUGUAAACUCCUAACUGGACAAAUGAGGUUUGUUUCUUUGGGCCUGAGGCUGUGCCAUAUAAUGUCUUGUUUUGGGACUCUACAAACUUAUCGUAACUACCUUAUGGAUAGUGGGCUGUGACAAUCUUGGAUGGGGAACCUCCACGCUUCCCUGCUUUGGAGAUGGAACCCUUCACCUGCAAGGGAGUAGAUUUUUCAGUCUUGGCCUCACAGCCCUUCCUGUUGAUUACAAAGCCCAUGGAAGAAAACAGAACACACCCUCCUCAGUUCCUCCUGGAUAUGUUUCAUCAGUUCUUGGGCAAAGACACUGAUGAACAGCACCUACACCUGAGAAGAAUAAAUGUAUGAUUCUCAACUCCUUUUUCCCAGUGAAAGAAACAGCAAACGUUGAAGGUUCAGCAUCUGUUCUCCAGUUGCACUGAGGAAUGUACUGUCUUGCAGCACCAGCUCUGCAGAGCCCUUGUUCCUGAACUCCUUGUGGUUUUAUUUAUAUGUAUUUCCAUAGUUCAUUCCUGUACGUCACUGCUGCAUUGGGGUGGCAGCUAGUGACCAAAGGCUACAGGUUUCAUGGACACCAGGUCAGGUGCCACCACACAAAACAAAGCCAGUUCCCAUGAGCUGCCUAUGAUAUGCAUUGCUGAAGUAACAUUUUACCCAGGGUGUGCCAUUGCAGUGAUAUAAAUAUAUUUUUUUCCUAGACUAAAUAUGAGCUGACUAUCUCUUUUGAUGUGUGUACAUAGGUGUGAGUGUGUGUGUAUGCGCGCGUGUGUGUGUGCGUGUGUGCGGUUAUAACCUCAUGCUUAGAACUGCCUGUGAAUGUUGUGGAAUGCUACACAUGGAGAGUUCUGGUUUCCUACCAAUUCCAAGAUGAAGAGCCACGUGGUAUAUAGUAGGCCUGGAGACCAUGCCUGUCCCCUUGGAAAGACAACCCAGAAGUGUUAAAUAUUCUGUAUCUAAAAGUAUAUUUUGUAGCUGCCACACUAACCUUAAUAAGUAAUUCCACAGCUUUGGACAGAGGCAAUUUCACCUUAAUGGUGGAAGUAAUUUUAGAAUAUAAAUCCAUCCAGGUGGCAACCCGUCAUCAAAAUCAUGAAUUCUGAUUGAACUCAUCUGAAUCACCAGUUUCUUGAUGGAGACAGAGAAGGGGACGGAAUUUGUUUGGUAACCCCACAUGGAGUACAAGUAGCCUUUGUUUUCCUGCAUAAAUGGACUUGUUGAAUGAGAACAAAUAUAUGCAAUUCAUAUACUUUUUGGAGAUGAACGUGGAUAUGUGUGUCAGCUUUGAGAUAAUGUGUCCUGGAUUAAUACUUUGUCUCCCAAUGUCACAGAAAAAUACAUGCCAGUGACUCUUGGGGUUUAUGUAGUUGGGAUGGAAUGGCCUCAAGUAAUUUCAGGAUCCCAAGUUACAUGGAAAGUUCUGUAACUAAUAUGCAGUGAACUCCUGUAACCCUCAAAAGUAUAUCAGCCUUCUAGAGUCUGAGUUCUGUAGUGUGAAGAUUUCAGUAUUGAAAUGAUCUGUGUACCAAACUCCAGCCAACAUACUGCCAUUUUCCAUAAUCUAAGUGGCUGCCUAAGCUGUGGUUGCAGAAACUAUGGCCAUUUAAAUAAGCUAAAACAUCAAAUCAGGGAAAAAUGGGGAAAAACAAUUCUGAGUCAUGUAUUGUUGGGUAAGUAGAGAAAAUCAUCAAUAAAUAUUUAUUGCAUUCUGACAGGGUGUGUGGCAUUGUAUUCUCUAACUAUGCCCAAAUGACAAAGUUCAUUCACCCCUUUUGGGGACCUUAAUAUAUUUUUAAAGGGAUGUGCCUAUGCAUUAAUGCCUAAAAAAUGUAUAAAGAAAAGAGGUUGAAUCUCCAAGCAGAUCAUCUUUCCCAGAGUUAGGGGCAGGAGGCCAACUUCAGGGUCUGUAACUAGCCCAUGAGCCAACCAAGUGAGCUAGAUUACCAGAUCAUGCUCAGAUCUUCUACUAAGCAGCUUGAAGCUGUUCUCCUGCGCUUAAUCAAGUAGCUUCACCCUAUGUCUACUGGCCCCAACUUAUUUUUUGGCAAUCCUAAGAAUGAAAUGUUCUGGUGUGUUUAAAAAAGUUAUUAUUUUAAAGAAAGAUUGUGCUCACUACACUGCUGGUGUGUGUAUUCUGAGACCAUGUAUUCAAUCUGUGAAGGAUAUGUGUAUUAAUCCAUACACACGUAUAGCCUCAAUAUUUGUCUGAAGACACUUAAAUUUUGACCCGUAAAGGAAAAUUCUAGAAGCAAUAUUUUCACUUAUUUAACAUUGUCCAAGCAACAUCAAGCAUCAAUACACACUGAAGAGUGCAUUUAUUUUUUUGUAUCACUCCAAGUAUGUUGGAAUAUGCAAGGACUGUGGUUAAAAUCAGAAUGUAUAAGGCAUAUUAUAAUUUAGUUCAUACUGAAGAAGAAAUUAACAGAGCAUUUCUUUGGUUCAUACAUGUUCCAAAAUUUGAGCAAUCUCUUGAGUUAGACAUAGAUUUUCUAUUUUGUUUUAAUUUGUCCAGGUAUUUUUCUUCCCUUCAUGAA
Lepus europaeus (European hare) is the source of this 6119-nucleotide messenger RNA. It is a transcript of the gene EPHA4, whose product is annotated as EPH receptor A4. Gene Ontology annotation, biological process: axon guidance; cell surface receptor protein tyrosine kinase signaling pathway; protein phosphorylation. Lineage: Eukaryota; Metazoa; Chordata; Mammalia; Lagomorpha; Leporidae. Bases 1 to 2961 code for a protein of 986 amino acids. Gene Ontology annotation, molecular function: protein binding; transmembrane-ephrin receptor activity; ATP binding. Gene Ontology annotation, cellular component: neuron projection; plasma membrane. The transcript is spliced from 18 exons. The record is from RefSeq and is a predicted model, not a curated record.